Pogonomyrmex barbatus (red harvester ant) is the source of this 1178-nucleotide messenger RNA. Its product is annotated as arylalkylamine N-acetyltransferase 1. The record is from RefSeq and is a predicted model, not a curated record. Gene Ontology annotation, molecular function: N-acetyltransferase activity. NCBI's taxonomy places the organism in Eukaryota, Metazoa, Arthropoda, Insecta, Hymenoptera, Formicidae.
AUUAACAUGGCACAAUUAGUCUGUUCAAUUGACCCAGUGUAUUCGCCAGCAAACUAGGUCGAUCAAUAUUACACGGAGAGAAGAGAGAGGUGGCGAUUUUCCCAUACGAGAGGUGGUGACCACCCUUCUUCACGAAGAGGAGAUGCGCGUGUGGAAAUUGCUCUCAGUGCGCGGCGGAAAAUUUGCCCACCCAAAACAUGUCGUCGUCUUCUAGCGAGGAUUGUCUGACGGUUGUGGAUGUGCCGGAAAAUCGCUACGACGAAGCGAUCCAUCAUCUGAGAUUGAAUUUCUUCGCUGAUGAACCGCUCAACAACGCCGUGGGGCUCUGCGCGAGAGGGGAAUCUCAACACGAGCUUGAGCGACACUGUCUGCUCACCUUGAAACAGGGGUACUCCAGGAUGCUAGUGGAUAAGAAGGGAGCGAUUGCGGGAAUGGCACUAAACGGUAUUUUGAAGAAAGGUGAGCGUGAGGAGGCAGAACGACGUCUUGCUGAAGUGGACGACGAAAAAUUCAAGACGAUCUUUGGACUACUCUAUAAAGUAAACGAUAAGGUUGAUUUGUUUGCCAAAUAUAACGUGGAUGAGCUAUUUGAAUGUCGUAUCCUUAGCGUUGACGCAGAUUACCGCGGUAAAGGUUUGGCCAGUAUUCUCUUGGCCGACAGCGUUGAAACCGCCAAAACCGCUGGUUUUAAGGUGUGUAAAGCCGAUGCAACCGGCGCAUUCUCACAAAAGGUCUGUCUGAAGCAUGGCUUUCAGGUGGAAGCAGAGAUUCCAUACUCAGAGUUGGACAAGUCUAUCAGACCGACGCCACCCCAUCAAGCAUUAAAGUUGAUGGUGAAGCUGCUAGAUUAAAAAUAAAAUAAGAAAGUAGCUCACUCAGAGAGCUUAAUUUAAUUAAACAAACCGUCAACACGAAAGCGCAAAGCGCAAAGUAGAUAUGUGUAUCAUCGUCGUGUCGUGACAAUAACAGCUCUGUUAAUACAUGUCUCGGUGUCGCGCGAAUGACGUGACGCCUUCUCUUCAGAAUAUUUAUCUAAAAGCAAAAGAGAAAAGAGUGUAUCACGCGUUUCUCGUAGUACAUGUCAAAACGUCUUCGAAUCCGAUGAUAUCCGGUAUUACUGCCCCUUAUAUACGUGUUCUGAAUAGAGAAAUCUUCGUUACAAACGAAAUGGAGGAAAA